AUGUCCAGCAUUGAAGAAGAAAUGGAACUUUUGAAAGAGAGCAACGAUGAAGGACAACAAGAGCCCAUUGUGGAUAUGGAGGCUGUUGCAGCAGAGCUUCUAGAUGGGGAGCUGCUAGAAGGAGUGCUGCCAGGAGACAAUGAGGUUGAUUCGAAUGCCUUGAAUGAAGUACCAAAUGGUGAAGAAAAUGCCGUUGCCGAAGCUCUUGGUGGUGUAUCGGAAGGAGACGGAGAUCCAAUUCCAGUAGUUGCGAAACCUGCUGAAGUUGUUGAAACUGUUGCUGUUGAUAGUGGAGCUGAAGGAGACACCGACCCAGUUGCUGCAGUUACUAAAGUUGCUGAAGAUGGUGUUGAUGUUGGAGAUGUAGCCCGAGCUGAUAAAGCUGAAGCCGUUCAAGCAGGAGCCGCUGGAGCAGAAGCUGCUAUCGAUGGAGCUAAAGGAGACGCCAAACCAGUUGCUGCAGUUACCGGAGUUGCUGAAGAUGGAGCUGCUGUUGGAGAUGUUGUCCAAGAUGAUGGAGCUGAAGCCGUUCAAGCAGGAGCCGCUGGAGCAGAAUCUGCUAUCGAUGGAGAUAAAGGAGACGCCAAACCAGUUCCAGCUGUGGCUAGAGGUGCAGCAGCUGAAGCUGUAGAAGCUCGUCGUCAAGGUCGUCAACGCCGCCGAGCUCGUCAAGCAUCAGUUCAAGCCGAUGAUGAGGAAAUCGAGGUCAUUCGAGACGACUUCGAGGACCAAGGAGUUGUCCCAGAGUUGACCCUCCAGGCGAGCAUUGAGAAGGCAGUCAGGAAGGCAACCCGGGAAAUGAGAAGCGAGAUUCGCGCUCUUCGAAACGAAGUGUCGCACCUGAAAAUGCGUAACUACGUGGCCGACGAAUUCGCGCGCCCGGGUUCCGGGAAAAUAACUUCGGCGGAGUUGAACAUCGAGCUGUACAGAAAAUGUCUACAGGAUCAUUUGAUGAGAAACCCUGCCUUGUUGUUGGCCGGAAUGAACCAAGGAGUCGGUAUGCCGUUGGCCCCAGGAGUCAGUCUGCCACUGGCCCAAGGAGUUGGCCUUCCACUGGUCCAAGGAGUUGGUAUUUCAAAUGGAGCCGCGGUCCCACCAGCUCAAGAUGCGUCUACGAAUGGAAUCGAAGGAGCUGAAGAAGAUGUCGAAGACGAAGAGGAUAUCAACGACGAAGAAGAUGACGAGCUGAUGGAUGAAGAGGAGCCAAAGGAGGUGAUCGAUGUGGACGAUGAGGAGCCGGCUCCAAAAAAGGCAAAAACAGACGAGUAA
Molecule: messenger RNA, 1269 nt
Organism: Caenorhabditis briggsae
Lineage: Eukaryota; Metazoa; Nematoda; Chromadorea; Rhabditida; Rhabditidae
Exons: 2
Coding region: 1-1269 (422 amino acids)
Source: RefSeq, a predicted model, not a curated record